CAACAGGAAAGACGUUGCGAAAAUUGCGACUGAUGUAUUAAAUAAAUAAAUUCUUUCAUAAAUAUCUAGGACUAGCGGUAUGGAUGAUAAUCAAACCCAUAUUGAAGCUGACAUUCCGAAUUCGGAGCCGACUAUUGAGACGCAAGUGGAGGUAGAUGCUUCCAAUCUCGUGUUGAACCCGUCGUUCCACAUGCAGGGCGUUCCGAUGAAUGGCGACAUGGCUGGUUCAAGCUUAAGUUCAUGCAUAGGAGACGAAUUUAACGAUGGUUCCACCACAGACAAUUUCGAGGAUGUGGGUGCUCCAGACAACAACCAGGCUCUUGCUGUUCCAGGCAUACAGAUGCACGAAAACCCAGAGCCAAGCUCUUCAAAAAAUAUCGAACACAUCCAAUUUUAAAGCUAAUUUGCAGCCAACUCGUCGUCGACGCACCGCACCGGCCUACUUCAAUGAUCCGGAAUCAAUUGGAGCGCGUGUGGCCAAGCGUGGUAGAGGCAGAACUGCCCCUAUUGAAUUAGCUACGCCCCUAGACGUAACAAACUUCAUUCAGGAUGUGGCCGUUCCAGACAAC
Drosophila subobscura is the source of this 569-nucleotide messenger RNA. RefSeq lists its product as uncharacterized. NCBI's taxonomy places the organism in Eukaryota, Metazoa, Arthropoda, Insecta, Diptera, Drosophilidae. The transcript is spliced from 2 exons. Bases 80 to 397 code for a protein of 105 amino acids. The record is from RefSeq and is a predicted model, not a curated record.